GUGUUUGAAAAACGAAGGAUGAGCGUGGCGGAGCAGCUGCAGCGCACGCCGCGCGGCCGCCUCCGCUACGACCGGCGCCAGCUGAGCCCUCAGUCGCUGCAGGACGUCAUCGGCGAGAUCCACACCGACAUGGACUCGAUGCAGGUGCGACUCGCCUCGCCCGACAGCUAUACGUCGCCACCCAGCUUCGGCCUCUCGUUCGACUCGUCCGAGGACUCGCUGCUCUUACCGCGCGCCUCGCCAACCGCCGCCAACGGUAGCGCGAACAACACCGCCGCCGACGGCAACGCAGACCAGACCGCCGCCGACGGCAGCGCAGACCAGACCGCCGCCAACGCCAGUGCGGAUCAGACCGCCGGCCCGAGCCCUAAAAGCGCGGACCGACCCGCGGGCCUCGCGGAGCGGUCCUCGGGCAUGACGCCUCGUGUCGCCAGCUCACCGAACGGAGGACCGGCCACCAGCGCGCCGCGGUCAGAGGGCUCGCCGGCGCCGCUCACGCCCCGCGCCUACGAUCGGCUGCUGCACGAGGAGAAGCGGCGCCACCUGCAGGAGGCUAAGGCGCUGGCGCGCGACCGGCUGGCGGCCGCCGAGGUGGCGCUAGAGCGGCUGCACCGCCAGCACCAGAAGCGCCGACAGCAGCUGGCGGACGAGCUGCGCCAGCGCGACCAGCGGCAGCGCGAGCAGCGCCGCCUGGAGCGCCAGCAAAGCGACUGGGAGCUGCAUGAGGCGCACGAGCGCAUCCAGCAGCUGCAGCAGCGGCGCGCCAAGGAUCUAAGUGAGCGCGUGCAGGCGGCCGCGGAGCAGCAGCGUGCCGACGAGGAGGAAGAGCGCCGGCGCGCCGCCCGCGAGCGCGCCCUGGUGGACCAGAUGUUGGCUGCGCAGAAACAGAUGGGUGCCGUGAUUGCCCAGGUGGUGGCUGACAUCCGUGGCUGUCGGAACCGUGCCGGUCUGCAAGCUAGCCCUGCCGCCGCCCAGAUGGACCAGCUGAAAAAGCUGAUGGCGCGCAUGGACACGCUGGUGACGGAGCCGACGACGGCGCUGCGGCCUUCCGACGCCGAGGCGCUGGUGGCCGAGGCCGUUCAGCUCGCUGAGCUGGUCUCCAGCCGCAUUGAGACGAUCAACGCGGCGGCGGCGGCGGCGGCUGACACGGCAGCCAAGGCUGAGUCCGAACCGCCGGUGGCGCCCGCGGCACCGCCGCCGCCGCCAUCACCGGAGGUCGCCGCCGUGGAGACCGAGUCGCCGUCGCCGGCGACGGAAACAGCAGUUUCCGAUUUCGUGCAAGAGGACAAUCUGCUUUGGUGUGAUGGCUUGCGCGCAAAACUGACGCAGUUCCAGGCCGGUUUCGCUGACUUGCUGGCCGACCCGAGCCUGAAGAAGUUCAAGUUUGACUGCCAGAAGGCGGUCAACACGCCGAUCAACGCCAUCUCGCCGGUGUCGACGGCCCACCUGCGCGACAAGCUGGAGAAGCUGCGCGCGCUUCUGCGCGGGGAACCGGUGACGGUGUCCGGCCAGGGCCGGGUCACGGCCGCCGCCCACCCGCGUGGCGUCCAGUUUUGCCUCGAUCUUGUCGCCAAGAAGUUUGUGCGCCAGGGGGAGGACGUGGUGUCCAGCAAGCCGGAGGCGGCGUUCGCGCUGGCGGCAGUGCUGUGCGCGCUGACACUCGAGUUCCCGGAGCUGGCGGAGCUGACGCUGGCCCACUGCCAGGCGCGCUGCCCGUACCUGGUGCCGAUGUACCCGCCGCAGCUGGACGGCGAUUCGGACGAGGCCUACUACCGCAAGCUGGGCUACGACUACGUGGACGGCGUGGUGGAGCGCCAAGACAAGUUCCUGAAGCGGAUGUCGGGCGUGGCGCGCCUGUACGCGGCGGUGCUGACGGCGCGUCCGCCGCGCGCCGCCGGCGCCGCCGCGCGCCCGCUCGGCCUGCGCCUCGCCUGGCGCUGGCUCGCCUCGCUCGUCAACCUCGAGCCGCGCGCCGACAUCACCGCCUCGCUGCUGCACGACCUGCUGGAGGUAGCCGGUGCGGCGCUCGCCGCCGCCUACGGGGCGCAGUUUUUCAAGCUGGUGCGCCUCGCGUACGGCCGGUACCUGGCACGCGUGCGCCAGGCCACCCCGCCCGGCUGCGGCGGCCCGCUGGUGCGACUGGAGCAGCAGCUGAACGCGAUCGUACGCAUGGGGCGCGUACCGUCGCCGCCCGGCCAGCUGCAGCUGUUCAACUGGUGAGCGGUCAGGCGGCCGCGCCGAGUCGCUUCGCUCUCUGGGAGAACGGCAUUCGCCGUGGCCGGUGGCGGGGUCAUGACGUCACGGACGUCAGGACGUUAAGGGAAGCGCCUGGCAGCAUGUGCGUGGCAAGCAUCUGCUCGACAGACUAGUCUGGUCUCCGCCUCAGUGCACCGCCGCUGCUCACCCGUCGUCAGUUCGCACCAGACUUUGGCGAACGGUCCCAGAGCGAUUUGUCUUCACAAUGCAGAGCACGGGUUUGACGAUUGUUUGGUACCAUGAUAGUUGAACGAGUGAUUUUGUCGAGCGCCUGUAUCAGUGACGUAAUUACGUUUUCUGGGGCCAGGGAGGAGUUGUAAAGGGGCCUUUUUGCCUGUUGUUGCGACGCGCAUCGGUUGGGGCACGUGCUGUUGCCCGUUGGCCGUCAGUUUUGUCUCUCGGCGAGUGCUCGUUUGGUGGUGCAUGAGCCGUUCCUUCAGACUGCACGCAUGUUCAGGAUCAGCUCAUGCAUGUCAGUCUGUGCCAGGCUGUAUUCUGUGCUGCUUCAAUAAAAGUAAUUGCAUU
Pollicipes pollicipes is the source of this 2781-nucleotide messenger RNA. Its product is annotated as nucleoporin GLE1. Lineage: Eukaryota; Metazoa; Arthropoda; Thecostraca; Pollicipedomorpha; Pollicipedidae. The transcript has 2 exons. Gene Ontology annotation, biological process: poly(A)+ mRNA export from nucleus. Bases 19 to 2220 code for a protein of 733 amino acids. Gene Ontology annotation, molecular function: translation initiation factor binding; phospholipid binding; inositol hexakisphosphate binding. The record is from RefSeq and is a predicted model, not a curated record. Gene Ontology annotation, cellular component: cytoplasm; nuclear pore; nuclear pore cytoplasmic filaments.